UUCCGGUGUGAUACGAUGUGCUUCGCUUCGAGCGGGAGACGCGUUGCAGCGAGAGAUUCCCGCGCAGGAGAGGAAGACUGGACAAAGCGGAAGAAGCAGAAUAAGACGAGCAAAGCAGAAGCAGAAGAGCAGAAGAGCGUAAGACCGAGAGCUGAACGAGUAGAAGCGGGGUUGCAAAGAAGAAAGUGAUUAGCGAGUUGAUCGUGCGUAUCCGAAGAUAGCGAGGAAGGAGAUAGAGGACAGAAAGAUCAGGAGAAUAGAGCUACGGAAGUACAGAGAGACAAAGAUCGGAAGAAAGAGAGAGCGACAGAGAGAGAGAGAGAGAGAAA
Messenger RNA from Cyphomyrmex costatus, 329 nucleotides. RefSeq lists its product as uncharacterized. The coding region runs from base 16 to 189 and encodes 57 amino acids. The transcript is spliced from 2 exons. The record is from RefSeq and is a predicted model, not a curated record. NCBI's taxonomy places the organism in Eukaryota, Metazoa, Arthropoda, Insecta, Hymenoptera, Formicidae.